UGAAUUUUUUGCAACUUUGAAAUAUUAUAUUCGUAUAUAAAAGCGCUAAUUACCGUACAGUAGUCAGUUCGUGUGUGAGUUUUCAAAGAAAAAAUCUUAAGCAAAUACAACUAUUCAGAAUGGCCACAAAAUAUAUCACCGUCCUCUUGGUUUGCAUGUAUCUUCACACAGGAUAUUGCUCACUUAGUUUUAAAGAUUUGGGUGAACAUCUACAAACUGAUGGUGUCAAAUGGGCAGAACGUUGCCAUGCCAUUACUGGAGUUACCGAAGAAGAAGUCGAAGAUGCCAUGAAAGGAAUAUUUCCAGACACCUUUGGGCCAUAUAUUACUUGUCUUUGGUUAACUUCAGAAGUGAUGACUCCAACUAUGGAUAUUAUACCGGAAAAACUGCAAUAUUAUUUGAACGAUAAGGUUCUUAAAUCAGAUGAAAUGGCACAAUACAUUCCAUGUGCUGCCAAUGCCAGAAAAUUAGGAGACGAUGUACCCUUUAAUAAAAAAGUCUUGGAAAUGAACAAGUGCCAUUACAAAAUUAAUCCAGAUAAAUACAUCAUAUUUUAAGACAGCUUAAGAGGAACCGGAACUCAUGUCAAAAAACUUGGCUUGAUACUUAUUUGUAGAAACUGUAAUAUAUAUUCUCCACAACAAUAA
Diabrotica virgifera virgifera (western corn rootworm) is the source of this 647-nucleotide messenger RNA. RefSeq lists its product as uncharacterized. Gene Ontology annotation, molecular function: odorant binding. The transcript is spliced from 7 exons. The record is from RefSeq and is a predicted model, not a curated record. Lineage: Eukaryota; Metazoa; Arthropoda; Insecta; Coleoptera; Chrysomelidae. The coding region runs from base 120 to 557 and encodes 145 amino acids.